Molecule: messenger RNA, 2705 nt
Organism: Haliotis rubra (blacklip abalone)
Lineage: Eukaryota; Metazoa; Mollusca; Gastropoda; Lepetellida; Haliotidae
Exons: 11
Coding region: 90-2180 (696 amino acids)
Source: RefSeq, a predicted model, not a curated record
AUAAGGGCGGCGUGACUGAAUGUUUACUGUGACAACACUGUCUUAUUGGAGAUAACAUUGUCUCGGAACUUGCAUAAUGAUCGACAGUUAUGGACAAAGGGUUUGAAGAGCUGUUUGUAGAAGUAAACAACAUUGUUGAAACCAAGAGGAGACGACUGGAGCUUCUAACAAAGGAGUAUGCUGUACUGUUGAAACCAUGGCCAAGUCAGAAGAAAGGUUCAUCUGAAGAUGGUGAGGAGAAGGAUGCAAGUGAAGGCAGUGCAGGUCAACAGGCUGUUCCUGUUCAGGAACAGGUCGAGCUCGACCUGGUGGAGAAGUUUCUCAACAGGGCACAGAAAGCCAGGGAUGUCCAGAAAAAGAUUGAUACUAAACAGACCCGAGAGAGGAGGUCAGGUGCCCGAAGACUGUCUGAGGAGAAGGAAGACAACGGGGAGGCAGGAGAACAAGAACAGACCGAUAUAGAAUACGGUAUCUGCUCACAGGAGAAUCUCAACAUCGUUAAUAAGAUCAGACAUGAAGUUAGAAAUGAACUUUUGCAAGGAACGACAAAUCCAAAAGAGAAUUGUCCUUCAGACAAGACUAGGAAAGUUUCUGAGAAUACAGUUGCAUCACAACCCAGAGGCUCUUCACAGGUCAACAGUGUUUCACAUACUAAAGACUCUUUUCGUGUUGAAAGUACUUCACAUGCCAGAAGUUCUCAAAUAAAAAGUGCUUCAGGGGGCAGUCAUGUUUCACAAAGUGAGAGUGUUUCCAAUAGUCGUAGUUCUUCUCACACAAAAACAGCAUCACGUGGCAGGAGUGAUUCAACUGCUAGUGGAUCUCUUUGCAGAAACUCUUCACAUAACAGAAAUGCUUCACACAACAUGUCACAUGACAGAAAUGUGAAGGAAAGAUCAUCUGUAUCAAAGCCACCCAGACCAAGCAGUGGGAGAACAUACUCAGCUCAUGUUAAAGCACCUUUCAAAACAGAUCCCAAUGUCAGAGUACCAAAGACAUCCACUUCCAAAGCUGCCAUGGCGGUCCACAAGGGACAUUCAACCACACGGCCAGGAAGUGGUGGGACCAAAAGUCAAAGACCCAAAUUAACGGAGCACAUUAACAGUAAUGUGAAAACUGGGAUGACUAAACCUGUCGGUUCCAAAUCAACUAGCAGUGACUAUGACAGACAUGUAACCAAUACACAAGAACAAACAGGCUUGACUAACACACAGACAUUGGGUGAGAAUGUAGCAUCUCCUCCACUUGUCCAAGCAGCAAGUAAUGUCAAGACAUUUGAUAACCCACAUGUGGAGCCCCCAUCAAAGCCAGUUAACCCAAAAGCAAUAAGCGUGCAGACUGCAGAUAGCCCACAUGUUUAUCCCCUUACAGGGUCAGUUAAUCCAGCAGAUAGACUAUCAAACAAAAUGGAAGGCCUGCAAGUAUCUGAAGCAGAUGUACAAGAAAAGAGGUUCACAUUGCAACAAGAUGGAGGUAAGAUAAAUAUACCCAGUAGAUUUAGGCGGAAAGUGGCAGCAAAUGAGAAACUGAGGGAAAAGGUUGCAACCCAGAGAGUUACAAAGAAAGUGGGCAGCUUUGACACAAAGAUGGAGUUCCUGGAAAGGCUGGAGCGUGGGUUCCAUCCUGAUAGUGACCUUGUCAUUCAGACAAGGGCCAUGUCAUGUCUAGACGCAUACCAGCGCCUCCAUCAACUGUUGGAAGGCCUGAAGCUCAGCCACAUUACAGAACUGUCCUCUGCCAGCACCAUACUGCGGGCCAAGAUGAUGAUGGAGUACAUUCUGGCUUCAUGUGACAGCCUGCAACGUGAAGCAGAGACCCUAGUGGAAGUGGAAUACAGUGCCCAUCUCAACAAGCAGUCCUCUCCCCUCCAGAUACAAAGGGAGACUACUCUGUCUCAGUGGUUACCUCACAGGUGUAUGAGAGAUGUGCAGCUGCCAUGUCCCUCUGUCAUCACGUACAGGACAUUCAAAGAGUUGCAGCAGUACAAGCACCAGGUGUUUCAGCUGCAGUAUCUGCACUUACAGUCAGUUGUCAUGGAAAUGGCCAUCAGGAAACUUCUACCUCUUUUACAGAAUCUUGACCCCAAAUCCAGGGAAUAUAUCAUGAUGUACAGAGCCGUCUAUGCCUUCUUGUCAUCAGCUGAAGCACAACACCUACCAGGGAUUGUUAAAGAGAGCAUGUAACCAUUCUACUGGCUACCGAUACUCAGGCAGCAAAACCAUUCCUGGGAUUGUCGGAGAGUGAAUACAUUUUCAUUCCUGGGAUUGUCAGAGAGUGAAUACAUUCUCAUUCCUGGGAUUGUCAGAGAGUGAAUACAUUCUCAUUCCUGGGAUUGUCAGAAAGUGAAUACAUUCUCAUUCCUGGGAUUGUCAGAGAGUGAAUACAUUCUCAUUCCUGGGAUUGUCGGAGAGUGAAUGUUUCCUUACUCCUGGGAUUGUCAGAGAGUGAAGUACUAAGUACUUCAAGUACUAAACAACAUAAGAUCUGGCAAAGUUUUGUGACCUACUUACGGACCCUAUUAGUCCCUUGCAAGGACAUGUAAGCUUCCCAAGAGUUCCUGGUAUGUUGUAUAAUAUUUGUAUCUAUAACCAUUGGGUAUUCCACUAUAUAGCAAUGGAGUACUAACUGUCAAUACUAUGGCGUCAACAUAUGAAGUCACAACAGAAUUGUAUCCGAUAGUCAGGUCACAGGGACACCGAUACACAGAC